Molecule: messenger RNA, 1569 nt
Organism: Saccharomyces cerevisiae S288C
Lineage: Eukaryota; Fungi; Ascomycota; Saccharomycetes; Saccharomycetales; Saccharomycetaceae
Gene: CMR1
Product: Cmr1p
Exons: 1
Coding region: 1-1569 (522 amino acids)
Cellular component (GO): nucleus; cytoplasm
Source: RefSeq, marked reviewed
AUGCCGGAAUUAACAGAAUUUCAGAAAAAACGUUUAGAGAACAUCAAAAGGAAUAACGAUUUAUUGAAAAAACUCCAUUUGUCUGGAGUAGCAUCUCAAAUUAAGCACGAGGCUGGGGUGUUGGAAAAAUCUAGAGCUCCUGCAAAAAAGAAACAAAAAACAACUAAUACCAGAGCAACCAAGUCUGCGAGUCCCACUUUACCUACACGAAGAUCAAGAAGGCUAAGGGGUGAGUCUGCAGACGAUGUGAAAGGAAUACCCAAUGUGAACGAUAAUCAGUUGCUUAAAAUGGGUUCUCCAGAUGGCCAGGAUAAGAAUUUUAUAGACGCAAUAAAGGAGAAACCUGUAAUAGGAGAUGUGAAAUUAAGUGAUCUGAUCAAGGAUGAAGACGAAAGUGCCCUUUUAGAGAAAUUCAAGAGGUUUAAUAACGGAAACUUUUCUUCUGGUGAUUUCUUUGAAGAAAUAAAAAAGAGACAGGGUGACGUUACGGGGAUGGACGAAUUUGAUUUGGAUCUAUAUGACGUUUUUCAACCGAACGAAAUUAAGAUUACAUACGAAAGAAUCUCUGCCACUUACUUCCAUCCUGCUAUGGAAAAAAAGCUAAUAAUUGCAGGUGAUACAAGCGGUACUGUGGGUUUUUGGAACGUUAGAGAUGAACCACUAGCUGACAGCGAAGAGGACCGAAUGGAAGAACCCGAUAUCACCAGAGUGAAACUAUUUACCAAAAACGUCGGCCGUAUUGAUUGCUUCCCUGCGGACACAUCGAAGAUAUUGCUCACCUCUUACGACGGAAGCAUCAGGUCAGUUCACUUGAAUAACUUACAGAGUGAAGAGGUUCUCACCUUGAAAAAUGAAUAUGACGAUUCACUGGGUAUCAGCGAUUGCCAGUUUAGCUACGAAAACCCAAAUGUUUUAUUCCUCACCACAUUAGGUGGUGAAUUCACCACGUUUGACACAAGAGUAAAAAAAUCAGAGUAUAAUCUGCGAAGACUCGCAGACAAGAAGAUCGGGUCUAUGGCAAUAAAUCCCAUGAGACCCUACGAGAUUGCCACCGGAUCACUUGAUAGAACACUCAAAAUCUGGGAUACAAGAAACCUUGUUAAAAAGCCAGAGUGGUCACAAUAUGAAGACUAUCCCAGUCAUGAAAUUGUCUCCACAUAUGACUCAAGAUUGAGCGUCUCUGCAGUUUCUUACUCACCGACAGAUGGCACCUUAGUGUGCAAUGGCUAUGACGAUACCAUCCGCUUAUUCGAUGUCAAGAGUAGGGAUCACCUUUCUGCGAAGUUGGAGCCCAAACUAACGAUUCAGCACAAUUGCCAAACAGGAAGAUGGACAAGCAUCCUCAAGGCCAGGUUCAAGCCGAACAAGAAUGUUUUUGCAAUAGCUAACAUGAAGCGCGCCAUCGACAUAUACAACAGCGAAGGCCAGCAACUGGCUCACCUACCCACAGCUACUGUCCCAGCUGUAAUUAGUUGGCACCCGCUGCGAAACUGGAUUGCAGGUGGUAAUUCUAGCGGCAAAAUAUUCCUCUUUACUGAUGACUCCGGAACCAUAAAGCAGGAAGAAUGA